This is a messenger RNA of Melozone crissalis (California towhee), 588 nucleotides long. Its product is annotated as olfactory receptor 14C36-like. Gene Ontology annotation, cellular component: membrane. Gene Ontology annotation, molecular function: olfactory receptor activity. Gene Ontology annotation, biological process: G protein-coupled receptor signaling pathway. The record is from RefSeq and is a predicted model, not a curated record. The annotation marks the transcript as partial. The transcript has 3 exons. Lineage: Eukaryota; Metazoa; Chordata; Aves; Passeriformes; Passerellidae.
CUGCACUACGGGACCCUCCUGGGCAGCAGAGCUUGUGCCCACAUGGCAGCAGCUGCCUGGGCCAGUGGUCUUCUCUAUGCUCUCAUGCAAACAGCCAAUACAUUUUCCCUGCCCCUGUGCCAUGGCAAUGCGCUGGACCAGUUCUUCUGUGAAAUCCCACACAUUCUCAAGCUCUCUUGCUCCAGAUACUACCUCAGGGAACUUGGGCUCAUUGUGGUUGGUGCAUCCUUAGGUUUUGGUUGUUUUGUGUUCAUGGUUUUCUCCUAUGUGCAGAUCUUCAGGGCUGUGCUGAGGAUCCCCUCUGAGCAGGGAGGGCACAAAGCCUUUUCCACCUGCCUCCCUCACCUGGCUGUCGUCGCCCUGUUUGUCAGCACCUCAUUUUUUGCCUACCUGAAGCCCCCUUCCAUCUCCUCCCCCUCCAUGGAUGUGGCCCUGUCAGUUAUGUACUCGGUGAUACCUCCAGCCGCGUUCCGCGCCUCCUCCGCGAGCCCCUGCCAGAACGCCUGCGCGUGUUCCCCCCCCCCCCGAUGGCGAAUUCCUGUUACCCGAGCUUCUUCCCGGGUGUCGGCACCAGUUGUUGCCUUCUGA